CCAUAACUCAAAGUCCUAAACAUCAAUUAAUCUUUCAGGUGAGGUGACCAAGAAAGGUGCCAAUGGCUUCUUUACUUGUCAAGAUUUUUUCUAUCUUCUUCAUCAUCAUCUGCAUCUUCACACCACAAGCACUUUCAGUAGUACCAGAGGAAUGUAAAACCGAAACCGAUGGCUGCACCAACAAGGAAAAGGCCUUACCCCUUAAGAUCAUAGCCAUUUUCUCCAUAUUGAUCGCUAGUAUUAUCGGUGUAUGUUCGCCUUUAUUCACACGUUCGGUCCCAGCCCUUAAUCCCGAAAGAAGUUUAUUUGUGAUCGUCAAGUGCUUCGCAUCAGGGAUUAUUCUGGCUACUGGUUUCAUGCACGUUUUACCGGACUCUUUUGACAUGUUAACAUCUAAGUGCUUGAAAGAGAAUCCAUGGCACAAGUUUCCCUUCACAGGGUUCGUCGCCAUGUUAUCCGCAAUCGUGACUUUAAUAGUGGAUUCCGUGGCUACAUCGAUAUACAGCAAGAAAAGCAACAAUGAGGUUAUCCCAGAAGUUGCAUCACCUGCUGGGGGUACACAACAGGACAUGGCUGUGGUGAAUGUUGGACACUUUCAUGGUCAUCAUCAUGGUUUAAAGCCCGCACAAGGAGCUGUAGAUCAACAAUUGUUGCGGAACCGUGUGAUCGCCAUGGUGUUAGAAUUGGGGAUUGUAGUUCACUCAGUGGUGAUAGGGCUAUCACUAGGAGCUUCAAACAAUACUUGCACCAUUAAAGGCCUAGUGGCAGCCCUUUGCUUCCAUCAAAUGUUUGAAGGGAUGGGUCUUGGAGGUUGCAUUCUUCAGGCCGAGUACAAAGCUAUGAAGAAGUUUACCAUGGCGUUCUUCUUCUCCGUAACGACCCCAUUCGGAACAGCACUGGGAAUUGCUUUAUCCAAUACAUACAAAGACAACAGCCCAACAGCCUUGAUCACAGAAGGGUUGCUAAAUGCAUCGUCGGCCGGGCUUUUGAUUUACAUGGCUUUAGUUGAUCUUCUUUCAGCAGAGUUCAUGGGACAAAAGUUGCAGGGUAGUAUUAAGCUCCAAAUAAAGUGCUAUGCUGCAGUUCUUCUGGGUGCUGGUUUUAUGUCCCUCAUGGCCAAAUGGGCUUGAUCAUUUUCAAAACUAUACGGCGAGUGAAUUUGAUGUAAUAAUAUUGGGAGACAAAAAGAAAAACAAGUGCAAAAUAAUUAUCUAUGUUGACCAUAUGUUUUGCUGAAAACAUGUUUUUGUAUGUUGAUCUUUACAUUGAUACAGUCACCAAUCCAAUAGAAAUCAUCAGUUUUUCAGUA
Molecule: messenger RNA, 1309 nt
Organism: Gossypium raimondii (Peruvian cotton)
Lineage: Eukaryota; Viridiplantae; Streptophyta; Magnoliopsida; Malvales; Malvaceae
Product: fe(2+) transport protein 1
Exons: 3
Coding region: 63-1130 (355 amino acids)
Biological process (GO): zinc ion transmembrane transport
Cellular component (GO): plasma membrane
Molecular function (GO): zinc ion transmembrane transporter activity
Source: RefSeq, a predicted model, not a curated record